Molecule: messenger RNA, 5694 nt
Organism: Apodemus sylvaticus (European woodmouse)
Lineage: Eukaryota; Metazoa; Chordata; Mammalia; Rodentia; Muridae
Gene: Nlgn2
Product: neuroligin 2
Exons: 9
Coding region: 1153-3666 (837 amino acids)
Biological process (GO): postsynaptic membrane assembly; presynaptic membrane assembly; neuron cell-cell adhesion
Cellular component (GO): synapse; cell surface; postsynaptic specialization membrane
Molecular function (GO): neurexin family protein binding; signaling receptor activity
Source: RefSeq, a predicted model, not a curated record
GGCUGCUGCGGCUGCUCCGCCGGCGGAUCAUCACUCUCGAGCUGGGAUGGACGCGGGGCGGGCGGGCCCUGGCGCGCAGAGCCAGGAGUCCGGGCCUCCUGGCUACUGAGCAUUCCCCAAAGCCUCCUCUAGCCCUUGCCUUCCUUCCUAGGAGCCGCACCGACCUCUGCCUCGAGGCUCGGGACUCGGCCCCCGCCCUCUUCUGACUCCCCGGAUCUCCCUCUCCCGCCCGCCCUCGGGAUCGACUAGAUCCCUCCCCCUCCCCGAGGAUUCCGGCUGGAUCCCUGCCCCUGCACCGCGGAUUCUGCGCUCCGGGGCUCCGGGCCCCUAGGGAUUGCCGUGGACUCCUCCUCCAGCACCCGAUCCCUUAGGAUCUAUCGCCUGAACCAUCUCCUGGUCCCUCGAAGCCAUCCCAGAGAGCCAGUGGAUCUCCAGUCCAGUCCUGUCCCAUUGCUCUCUCCUGGCUCAGCCUUCCCCACUGCGGGGUUCCCUGUUCUUGAGCUCCCUCUGACCCUAUACCCUAGCUUUCCUUUUCCUGGGGAUCGACUGGAUCCCGGCCCCGCCCCCCGGGGCUGGGGCGAUCCCCCUCCCCCGCCGGGUGAGGCGCUGCAGGCGGGGGCUGGGCCUGCGGGGCCGCGGGGGCUCAGAGGCCGCCGCCCCCCUUCUGAAGCCCGUCCGCCCCCCACUCGGAGCUCUGGAUGGAGGCACCACGGCCCCAGGGCUGAUCCAGGGAAGUGGGGACUGGGACUCCUGAGUCCCUAGGGAGAGCCUGCCCGGGAGGGAUCGAGGCAGGAAAGGGGCCUGAGUCUAGGACCCUCCCUCCUCUCACCCUGCCCUGGACAUUUACCACAUCGGACAUAGCCACCCCCAGCUUGGGUCUCUGCGGAGGGAAGAGGGCAGCUGGGGGAAGGGGGUUGGGCCUCCCAGCACCUUCUCCUACCUUCAUCCCCUUCCCCACCCCUUACCCCCUCCAUGGAGAGAAAUAGACUCCUCUUCUGUCCCUUCUAACCCAGGUCCCUACCCGUCCCCCUCCUCCUUCCUUUCCCCCGCCCCCUCCUCCCUCCUGGGGCGAGGGGGGCCUCCCUCCCUCUCCCCCCCUUCUCUCUCUCCGAGGGGGGGGUCAGGGGAGGGAGGGGGGGUCCCCCAAUCAGCAUGUGGCUCCUGGCGUUGUGUCUGGUGGGGCUGGCUGGGGCUCAACGGGGAGGAGGGGGUCCCGGCGGCGGCGCCCCGGGCGGCCCAGGCCUGGGCCUUGGCAGCCUCGGGGAGGAGCGCUUCCCCGUGGUGAACACAGCCUACGGGCGAGUGCGCGGUGUGCGGCGCGAGCUCAACAACGAGAUCCUGGGCCCGGUCGUGCAGUUCUUGGGCGUGCCCUACGCCACGCCGCCCUUGGGCGCCCGCCGCUUCCAGCCGCCGGAGGCACCUGCCUCGUGGCCCGGCGUGCGCAACGCCACCACCCUGCCGCCCGCCUGCCCGCAGAACCUGCACGGGGCCCUGCCGGCCAUCAUGCUGCCUGUGUGGUUCACCGACAACUUGGAGGCGGCCGCCACCUACGUGCAGAACCAGAGCGAGGACUGCCUGUACCUCAACCUCUACGUGCCCACUGAGGACGGUCCGCUCACAAAAAAACGUGACGAGGCGACGCUCAAUCCGCCAGACACAGAUAUCCGGGACUCUGGGAAGAAACCGGUCAUGCUGUUUCUACACGGCGGCUCCUACAUGGAAGGCACCGGGAACAUGUUUGACGGCUCGGUCCUGGCUGCCUAUGGCAAUGUCAUCGUAGCCACACUCAACUACCGUCUUGGGGUGCUCGGUUUCCUCAGCACUGGUGACCAGGCUGCAAAAGGCAACUAUGGGCUCCUGGACCAGAUCCAGGCCCUGCGCUGGCUCAGUGAGAACAUUGCCCACUUUGGAGGUGACCCCGAGCGCAUCACUAUCUUUGGGUCUGGGGCAGGCGCCUCCUGUGUCAACUUGCUGAUCCUCUCCCACCAUUCAGAAGGACUGUUCCAGAAGGCCAUUGCUCAAAGUGGCACUGCCAUUUCUAGCUGGUCUGUCAACUACCAGCCGCUCAAGUACACGCGGCUGCUGGCAGCCAAAGUGGGCUGUGACCGAGAGGACAGCACUGAAGCUGUGGAGUGUCUACGCCGGAAGCCUUCCCGGGAGCUAGUGGACCAGGAUGUGCAGCCUGCCCGCUACCACAUUGCCUUUGGGCCAGUGGUGGACGGCGACGUAGUCCCUGAUGACCCUGAGAUCCUCAUGCAACAGGGGGAAUUCCUCAACUACGACAUGCUCAUCGGUGUCAACCAGGGAGAGGGUCUCAAGUUUGUGGAGGACUCUGCAGAGAGUGAAGACGGUGUAUCCGCCAGCGCCUUCGACUUCACCGUCUCCAACUUCGUGGACAACUUGUAUGGGUAUCCGGAAGGCAAGGAUGUGCUUCGAGAGACCAUCAAGUUCAUGUAUACGGACUGGGCUGACCGGGACAAUGGCGAGAUGCGGCGUAAGACCCUGCUGGCACUCUUCACUGACCACCAGUGGGUGGCCCCAGCUGUGGCCACUGCCAAGCUACAUGCUGACUACCAGUCCCCUGUCUACUUUUACACGUUUUACCACCACUGCCAGGCUGAGGGCCGGCCAGAGUGGGCAGAUGCAGCGCACGGGGAUGAGCUGCCCUACGUCUUUGGUGUGCCCAUGGUGGGCGCCACUGACCUCUUCCCCUGCAACUUCUCCAAGAAUGAUGUCAUGCUCAGCGCAGUAGUCAUGACCUACUGGACCAACUUCGCCAAGACUGGUGACCCCAACCAGCCUGUGCCACAGGACACCAAGUUCAUCCACACCAAGCCCAACCGCUUUGAAGAGGUAGUGUGGAGCAAGUUCAACAGUAAGGAAAAGCAGUACCUGCACAUAGGCUUGAAACCGCGUGUGCGCGACAACUACCGUGCCAACAAGGUGGCCUUCUGGCUGGAGCUCGUGCCCCACCUGCACAACCUGCACACAGAGUUCUUCACCACCACCACCACGCGCCUGCCUCCCUAUGCCACACGCUGGCCACCUCGCACACCCGGUCCCGGCACUUCCGGCACACGCCGUCCUCCCCCACCCGCCACUCUGCCACCUGAGUCUGAUAUUGACCUAGGCCCAAGGGCCUAUGACCGCUUCCCCGGUGACUCGAGGGACUAUUCCACGGAGCUAAGCGUAACUGUGGCAGUGGGAGCCUCCCUCCUCUUCCUCAACAUCCUUGCCUUUGCCGCUCUCUACUACAAGCGGGACCGGCGCCAGGAGCUGCGGUGCAGACGGCUCAGCCCACCAGGAGGCUCAGGCUCAGGUGUGCCUGGUGGGGGCCCCCUGCUUCCCACUGCUGGCCGCGAGCUACCCCCCGAGGAGGAGCUGGUAUCGCUGCAGCUCAAGCGGGGUGGUGGUGUUGGGGCGGACCCUGCUGAGGCCCUGCGCCCUGCCUGUCCACCCGACUAUACCCUGGCCUUGCGCCGGGCACCGGACGAUGUGCCUCUCUUGGCCCCGGGGGCCCUGACCCUGCUGCCUAGUGGCCUGGGGCCUCCACCCCCACCCCCACCUCCUUCUCUCCAUCCCUUUGGGCCCUUCCCACCACCACCCCCUACUGCUACCAGCCACAACAACACGCUACCCCAUCCCCACUCCACCACUCGGGUAUAGGGGGCGGCUUGGGGAGGUCUGCCUCCCGAGCCCUCCCGAGCCCAGGCCAUGUGAAGGCAGGGAGGAGAACUCAGCACCGGGCUUUACCCCUGUGGAUUUGUCAAACUUCGUGGAGCAAUGUUAAGGUGGACAUGAGAUUCCUCACUGGGAAGAGAGUUUUUCCCAUGCAGAGAGCCCUGUUAUCUCCUCUGGACCUGGGCCUUUGAACACCUGGGGGGUAUUUUCUACCCUCCAUUGGGACACCAGACUUCGGUGUGUGGAAAUGUGAAGUCUUUUUGCCCAUGUGGAGACAUGUUUUCCCAUGUGCAGGGUGAGGUUUGUUUGGGUUUUUUUUGUUUUGUUUUGUUUUGUUUUUUGUUUGUUUGUUUUUGGUUUUUUGGUUUUGUUUUUGUUUUCUGCCCUGGACACAUGUUGGCCUCCUCAAAGAAUUUCUGCGGGGAUUUGCACCCCAUGCCUUUGCCUUCUCCUCCCCGUCCAACUCCCUGGAGACCCUGGAAGUGAUGUGUGCACAUACGGUGACCCUUGGCCACCAGACAAUACAGGGUGGCACCUGGGGAGCAGCAAGGAAAUCACAGGCCCCCUGGACCCCGCUCCCUACCCACCCCUGUAAAGCAUGUUUCUCCCCCAUGGCACAAGACAGGUGAAGCACGUUCUCCCUGGAAGCCCUCACCUCCCACAGACAACACAGAGUUCCUGCUAGAGGAAAGGGAGGAUCUCUGUGCACCCCAGGACUGCCUGGAAACUUACCUUCCGAUGGUCCGGGACACAUUUCAUCGAGUGGAAACGUGUUCUUGCAUGUGGAUGUGUGUUUCCCAGGCAGAGGGUCCUGCGUUCCCCAGCACUUCCCUGCAUUCUCCCACACCUCACACCUCGGGUCCAGCACACACUUCCUCCUUGCAUAGUAGGUGGGAACAGACCUGGAAUUGACAGAAGCCACAUGGGAAGUACAGACUUGGAGGGACACGUUGAGGUGGGGGGGUGGGGAGCAUGGCACGUGUCACACAAGAGGCCAUGCAUGUUUACCCUCAGCUCUCAUGGGGCCUGAGGAGCCUUUUCCUCUGUCCUCGAGAUCAUUGCUCAUCUGUGCCAAACUGGGUAGAUGGGUUGGGAGACUCUCAAAAUGUGCCAAGGAUCCCCUAAGUCCAGGGAAGGGAAAAGCCGGGAGCAGGUGGCAGCUAAGGUGGUCCCCCUGCACCUCCCAUGUCAUUUCUCCUUCUCUGCUGUGGUUCCUCCUCUUUCUCCAUCACUGGCUCCUUCUUUGAUGCGCUCCCCCCAUCUCAGGGUCAGACCAGCUUUCUCUCCUCACCUUCUUUAACCUGUCUCCCUCCCUGAUUGGCUGCGCUGAAGAAGAACAGAAGCCGAGGAAGGGGGAGGGAAGGAGUCAGGGAAAAAGGUUACAUGGACAGGCUGGGGAGAGAAUGAGGUCAGCUGUACCAAGCAGCAGAUGGAGGGGCCGUGGGGACUGGGCAGACACCAGCAGGAAGAUUUUGAAAGGAGAUGUGGGAGGCCACUGCCCAGAGGUCUUUGGCUUUGGACCUCUUGGGGAAAAGAAUGAUGCCAGGGAGGGUUGAAAGGGACACCAGUGGUGUGGCUGAAUCGUCAUGUAUUGUUUGGCUUUCUGAGGGAUGUUAGUGCCAAACUUGUAUAGGGGUGGGGUGCUGUCUUCCACUGACACCCAGAUCCAGAAUCCUUGGUCUUGAGUCCCUUGUCCUUUCUCCAUCCCCUACCCCCCCCCCCAUGGAAAUGUAGUUCUUUUCUGGCCCUUUCCCCUGCCUGGUCUAGCAAUUCUUGGAACAGCCAUGCCUUCCAAAUGCUAUCAACCUGGGCCCUGAGCCCUGUAAAGCAGAUGCCCCAGAGCUGGGGUGUGAGAGAGGGGCUGGGGGACCCCAUGAUACAGCCACGGACUCCAAUGCCCAGCCCCUUUCCAAAUAAUCCCGUGUCCCCACCCCAACCCUUUGCGGCUCUGUACACAUUUUUAAACCUGGCAAAAGAUGAAGAGAAUAUUGUAAAUAUAAAAGUUUAACUGUU